AUGGUAUUACCGUACCUGAGAGUCGUUCUCUUAGUCUCUUGGGUGACUUUCUGUAAUGAUUUUCCUUUGAGGCUUUACAUUGAGUCUGUUGCCAAAUUGGCUGCAAUGAAGGUAGGCUCACUCCUUCGUUUGAUGAGUUAUCUCACUUUUGAGACUAUUCUUUAUGCUCAUAAGUUCACCAUUCACCCUGUUAUUGAGUACUGUUGUCGUAUAUGGGCAGGUGCUCCUGUGGAUUAUUUAACUCUGUUGGGCCACAUUCAUCGCCAUAUUUGUAAUGCUAUUGGUCCUGAUCCAUCUUCUGAAUUGGAUUCACUCUCUCAUUGUCGUCAUGUGGCUUCCUUGUCUCUUUUCC
Molecule: messenger RNA, 352 nt
Organism: Octopus bimaculoides (California two-spot octopus)
Lineage: Eukaryota; Metazoa; Mollusca; Cephalopoda; Octopoda; Octopodidae
Source: RefSeq, a predicted model, not a curated record